UGUUGAUGACACGGCAACUCCCUAUAGGUAUGUCUUCCUGUCGGGAUGAGAUGCACCUGCAGAAAGACGCGCGCGCACAACAUUUACCUCCUCACCUUACUGCGUGGGAGAACGUUGAUGCUUUCUGGGCUUUAUUUAAUGUUUUAAGUCGUCGCACAACCACAGAAAACCUGGGUCCCCUCCGUGUCAGCACAGAAGAGCAGAUGGACCAGGUAUCAACCCGGUCAGGAGUGGGCAGUGAUGAUAUUACAGAUGAGUCCACGUCCAUGCUGGAUGUCCGGUGGAGCUCUGAUGAAGAAUUGAGCUCCGACCCCCAGGGCCAGUGUCUCGCUGCUCCUCAGACUCCUCUGCCGACGUACAAACAGAGGUUUGAUGAAUUUAGGAAGCUGUUCAGAGAGCUGCCGGAGUCCGAGAGGCUCAUAGUGGACUACACGUGUGCCCUGCAGCGGGACAUCCUCCUUCAGGGACGCCUCUACCUCACAGAGAACUGGCUCUGCUUCUACAGCAAUGUGUUUCGGGGUACAAAGAUUACACUGACUCUCAAAGACGUCAUCAAUAUGACCAGAGAGAAAACCGCUCGUCUGAUUCCCAAUGCCAUCCAGAUCUGCACGGCAACAGAUAAAUUCUUCUUUACCUCCUUCUCGGCAAGAGAGAAGAGUUACCAGGGUGUUUUCCGCAUGUGGCAAAACACCCUGUUGGACAAGCCUCUAACCAGCUUAGAGUUGUGGCAGAUGGUCAAACUGCAUUAUGGGAACGACCUGGGUCUGAGCCACCAGGAGAUGGAGAGUUUACACAUAUCAGAAACAAGCAUGCAGAGCAGCCUACAGACAGCGAGGCCUGGCGGGGAUGAGGGUGUAGGGAGGCUGGAGCGCCCGCAUACCCUUCGCCUCCCCAGCAUGGAGAACGGGCCCUUAGAGGCCUCCACUCCACCUGGGGAGGACUUUCUUUCUCCGCUCAGCUCAAACAACUCUCCAAAUAUGGAAGAUGCUCGCAGCCCCCCCACUCAGCGGCGCAGUCCUGCUCCCUCGCUGGACCGCCUCGCCCCAGAACGGGUUUCCAAACGCUCCUCGCUUUCUCUUGACCUCAACGCCAACCAGAACGACGCGACCGAGCAGAGUGGCUCAGAAAGUAAUGAGGAUGUGGAGGAACGAGUGGUAAUGCCCGAGGUCCAGGGUCGACUUUUUAUAAACAAGGUGUUCCACAUCAGCGCCAACAAGAUGUUCGAGCUGCUGUUCACCGACUCCAGCUUCAUCCGCAGGUUCAUGAUCGCCAGGAAGACAACCAACGCCAGCUCUACUGCUUGGCAGAAAGACGCCUCGGGACACAUGAAGCGGAGUCUGAACUACACAAUAACCAUCAACAACCCACUGAUAGGCAAAUCCUCCACUGCUACAGAGAACCAGACGCUGUACAAAGAAUCCCGGGAGGGUCAGUACUACCUCUUGGACGCAGAGGUGUACACUCACGAUGUUCCCUAUCACGACUACUUCUACACUCAGAAUCGCUACUACAUCAUCAGCAACUCGAAGCGGAAGUGUCGACUCAGGGUGUACACCGAUGUGAAAUACAAGAAGCAGCCAUGGGGCCUGGUCAAGUCCUUCAUCACGAAAAACUCCUGGAGCGGCAUAGAGGAUUAUUUCCGACAGCUGGAGGCAGAGCUGCUGGAGGAGGAAGCGGAGAUGAACCAAGGAGGUGGAGACACCGGGAAGAUAGGUGGUCUUCGGAGGAGGAGACGGACUUACAGCCGGACCCUGCCCGAGCACAUGAAGCCCAAUAAGCCGUACGGGCAAGACCCCCAACAGCGCAGAGAUAGCAACAUGGGCCCCAUAGAAAUAAACAGCCCCCUCAGAUGGAGCACCACAACAAUAGUGAUCGGGAUGAGUUUGAUUUUGCUGAUUCUGACGUUGAUGAAUCUGGGUCUGUUCUUCAAGUUGUGGGCCAUGGAGGACGUAGCGCACCGCAUGUACCUGAACACCAAGCAUCGGCUGAGGGAGAGGACUGAAGCCCGCUUGGCCCCUGAUUACGGGCCCAGACAGGGACCAGAGUACCAGAGCAGAGAGGAUGCACAGCUGCUGAAAACUGUCCUGCAGGACUCCAUCCACCUAUUAGAACAGCUCCGCAGCUCUCUGUUGGUGCUGCACCAGAGCUUUGCUAUGGCCAAUCGCACGGCAGAACCACAGUGAUGCUCCACACCUGGGCGCCUGCAGAGAGCCUGGUCCCGGCCCUGACGAGGAUAAAGAAGGACUGCAGUAGUGAGCUGCCUCUGGGGAAAUCUCUGUGAUGUUGCUAUAUGGACGUCCCCAGACUCCUGACAUGUGUUGCCAGGAGUUAUAUGGUGGGGGGGGGGGGGGACAUCCAAAGCAAGGAUUGUGGACUAACGGCUGCAAAAAUAGGAGUCUGAUGCACAUGGAUCACUAUUUUCCUUAACCACGGCAAUGGAUAUCAGGGAUAAACCUCCAAAUGUGCCUUCCUCUGUUCUGAUGAGCCAUGCCACAUCAACUGAGCUAUUGUAAAAAGUUCUAUUUCCGUUUAAAUGAAUCAAUAUUAUUUAAAAACUAUUUACAAUUUUGCACAUUUUAAUUUGUUGCACAGGUGCCUUGUAGAUGAGGCUGUGUUUUAAAUCUAUUUUUAGGUUCUUUUUAUAACAAUAAAUAUUUUACAAUCGGCGAUGAUUUAUCUUGUUUUAUAUGCAGGAGAGAUUUAUGAGCCAAAUCAGGUGUACAGAAGAUACAGUUUUUUAACGCAUAUCAAUCAAUUAUUCACCUUCCUGUUCAUGUGUUAUCACUCUGUCGUUUCCUUUUCUACUUACUGUCCCGCUCCCAGUGAAAUACUCGGGGACGGGUCAGUGGUGCUCUCAGGUAAUCUCAGCACUAUCUUCCUGUCGACACUAAAGGACACUUGUUCUGGGAUUUCUCUAAUUGUUUUCGACACACCACUACUUUAGUUUUGAGCCUUGUUUGAUGUUUAUAGUGUUCCAAUCACCCAUUAUGUGUGUUUCUUCAGGCCACCGACAAACUGGUUGUUUUGUACAUAUGUAGUAAUAAUGCAGUAUGCUGUUUUAAUAAACAAGAUCUCUCGUAAAA
Eleginops maclovinus (Patagonian blennie) is the source of this 3083-nucleotide messenger RNA. It is a transcript of the gene gramd1c, whose product is annotated as GRAM domain containing 1c. Bases 6 to 2183 code for a protein of 725 amino acids. Gene Ontology annotation, biological process: intracellular sterol transport. The transcript has 18 exons. Gene Ontology annotation, molecular function: cholesterol transfer activity; cholesterol binding. Gene Ontology annotation, cellular component: endoplasmic reticulum-plasma membrane contact site; plasma membrane; endoplasmic reticulum membrane. Lineage: Eukaryota; Metazoa; Chordata; Actinopteri; Perciformes; Eleginopidae. The record is from RefSeq and is a predicted model, not a curated record.